CCAUAAUUCCCCGCGCCAGGACAAGAUGGAAGAAAGCAGCGACCGCCGGAGAACAAUGUUUUGGCAAUAAAACCCCGAAGCGGCGACUAAGGACGGAAUAUACGCACGUUUAAACCCAACUGCGGUCAUGUGUAGGAUAUCCUCUCCCUGCAUUCCUUACUAGUUUUCUUGCCCUCCUUCCCCCUGCACGAAACAAAAACACCGCCAUGAGUAUUAUCCAGGACAAACUAGGCAACGAGUUUCUGCGCAACGGUGGCAUGGACCCCAACUUUGCUCCAGGCAUGCUCAUGUUUAGCCACCUGCCGCCCGUCACCAGCUUCACACGGCUGGCCUCCCAGUCCGUUAUGGGCGAGCUGCCCCAGGAGAUGAUCCUCAAGAAGGAGCGUGACUCCCCCCCUGAACACCAGGGUGCCGCUGCCGCCAACACUGGGGGUUUCCUCCAUGGCAUGGGCAUUAAGCAGGAGCGGCUGAGCGAACUGGACUACCGCAUGCCCCUCUAUAGUGGGGGUGGAGGAGGUGGAGGAGCAGGGGUGAACUGUGCUGGAGGGGGCGCGGGGAAGAGUGGCGCUGACAUGCUGGAGAUGUCCUUUGGCAGCCACCACCACAACCACCAGAACAUGCUUCUGCAUGAUCUCAGCCUCAGCAACGUUCGGGCCAUUGGAGAACCGAUGCCUGGAAGACCAGGAAAAGAGCCAAAAGAGUCUGCAGGUAGAAGAGGGCGGAGGAGCAACGGGGACGGGCAGGGAGGCAAAGCCCGCAGGAAACGCAGUGAUGCCACAAAGGCCAUGAUGCUAGAUGCAGAUGGGGCCUGCCUGUCCCCCAACUCAAAACCACAUAUCUGUGAGCACUGCAACGCUGCCUUCCGCAGCUCCUACCACUUGCGCAGACACGUGCUCAUCCACACAGGUGAGAGGCCUUUCCGGUGCAGCCAGUGCAACAUGAGCUUCAUUCAGAAGUAUCUGCUGCAGCGGCACGAAAAGAUCCACAGUGGGGAGAAGCCUUUUAGCUGUGACCAGUGUAACAUGCGCUUCAUCCAGAAGUACCAUAUGGAGCGGCACAAAAGGACACACAGUGGCGAGAAGCCAUAUCGAUGCGAUACCUGCCAACAAUUUUUCUCAAGAACAGACCGGUUACUGAAGCACAAACGGACUUGUGGAGAAGCCAUAAAGAAGGGCCUGGACCCCAACAUGCUGGAGCUCAGCGAGGCAGAGCUAGGCCAGGGCAGCUAUUCACUCACUCAGGGAAACGCUACCACCUCUGGACGUAAGAGGGCCAAGUCCAAAAACAGCGAGGGCGGCGAGCGUAAGAGGAAGAAGAAUGCCUCAGCAGUGGGGGGGGUGGCAGCGGCCUCGUCCUCUGGGGAGAUGGCCCGUGACCUGGGCCUACAGGACUUCAGCAUGGAACAACCCUCAGGCUCCGGCCCCCCCAUGCAGGGGCGCACUCCCAAAUUAGUCUUCAAAAAAGCCGGCCGUAAGGGUCUGGACAAGGGCCUCCUCUCCCUGGAAGACGGUGCCGAGUCCUCCACCUCCCUCCACGGACAGAAGCUGCUGUCCCAGAAACCAGGCUCGAUGGAUCAUGUGGGGGGUGCAGGCCUGGAUAACAUGGGGCUGCUCCAGGGAGCAGGGGGCACCAAGCAAGGGCCCACCACCAGCAGCAACUAUGACGACGCAAUGCAGUUUGUGAAAAAGCGGCGCUACCUCCAUGCGGCCAACAGUGACUACGGAGCCAGCUCACUGCAUAUGGCACCCCAGGGCAGUAGUGUAAUCCAGGGCUCCCUGGGGCCUGAGCCUACUCUGGCCAUGCUGGACUCCUCGCCUUUGGAACUCAAGCAUGACAAGUCGGGCAUCCCAGAUGAGGUGCUGCAGAGCCUACUGGACCAUUACAGCCACAAGCCAGAAGGCACACACCACCACGAUGUGACUUUCGACCUGUCAGACCACCCGCACCAUGUGGACCUGCAGCCCGCCGCCCCUGUCACCCCCGAGCUCGAGGAUGACUCACCCAACAGUGGAGACAAAACAGUAGUGAUGAGCGAGUACUCAAAGUUCCUUCUACAGGCUUUGGAGCGCACCAGCCACAGUGGACCCUUCCCAAGCCUGGGCCCCACUGGGCCCUUCCCACUCCUAUCCAGCAGCUCCAGUCCCACAGGGCCCCUCUUUUCCGAUAAGCAUGUCUAUACCACAUCACCGCUGGAGUGCGGCUACCCGCCUGCCGUCUCCUCCCCAGUACCCAUUGCCGCUCCCUCAUCAACCUCCUCAUCCUCUUCUUCCAAGUCCCACUUUGGCAUGCUGGUUGGCUCUCCCUCCCAGGCGGGCUACCACCUCAGCUUGGAGUCAACCAGCCACCAGCAGCUUACUCCAUCUCAGGAGCUGACCGAGCAGUUGGAGAAGCAACACUCCCCCGGCGCCUUUAACCUACCUCCCCAGGACCUGACUGCCCCGGCAGAGGGCCCAAAGGGGCAGCAGGUCAAGGCUGGAGGGAGCACCGCACCCACCAACGGCUCCAGCUACCCAGAUCUGUCCCCACUGAACCCCCCCAAGGAAACCACAUACCAGAUUGAGAACUUCGCUCAGGCUUUUGGCUCCCAGUUCAAGUCGGGGCGCCGAACCCCUCUGAGCUACGGCAGCGAUCCUGGGGCAGAGGUCGACCCCCGAAUACGGACUCCAGUGUCAGAAUUCUCAGGGUAUACCAGUUUGUUAGCUGACGUCAGUGAGCCAGUGAGUACAGGAUCGAAAACCCCGACAAGCCAAAGUUUCAGAUAAGGGUCAAACGAGGUGAACCCAGUUGGGGGCUGUUCUAUUACUCUCCGUGCUGUCCCUAUACCCAUCUUAAUUUUGUUCUUGUAGCGAAGUAAUUUUUUUAAAACACUGCCAUUAAAUGUUGAUACAAAAAACUACCAGGGAGGGUCUUCCAUGGCCUCAAAUGCAAUUUUUUAAAUAUUCUCUUUUUCAUUAUGUAUUUAGUCGCUUAAUUUUGUUUAGAGUAGUGGAUAUGAUAUGAACGUAAACCGUAGAUUUAAACGUAAUUUAAAACAUUUAGAGGGUAGCUAUGAACUUGCUUGAUUGUUUCUUUUUCUUUCUCUGAACCCUUGUGUUUUACCAAUCAUCAUACCAUUGUAAAGUAAUAAUGAAUAAUGUUGAUAAUUUCAAUAAUAAUAAUGUUUGUGGCAGGGAAAGGCCCAGAAUUCAAAUGGCAAAAAAGUAUAUAUUGUCUGUUACAAGAAACGUAUUAACUCAGGAAAUAGGCAAAAUUGUGUAAUAAGACUUUGUAUUAUGAGAUGCAAUUAGCACACUUUUUACAGGUGUACUUUGAGACUACAAAGCUUUCUUUUUUUCUUUUCUUUCUUUCUUUUCUUUUUUUUUUUUCUACUCAUCAGAACAACAAAAUACAAUACGUGAUCGUCCUGUUCGGUUUCUACUGCGUUUAGCUUUGUGGAGAUUAUGGUACUGUUGUGUCAAUGUGAAGACAUCCACUGACAUUUUUUAAGAGCCACACUUGUACAUGAGGUAGUAUGGAUUCUUGUGGAUUUUUAACCCAUGGUGUGCACACAGCAUGUUCUGAUCAGAAGAGGAUGUUAAUGACUGUUGUUUUGUCAGUAUACAGUGUCAGUUGAUGAAGACCGCCUAACCAUGCACUCCUUCUGGUUGCGCCCUCCAGUGGCCCGUACAAGACACGUAAGCCUAGACAAAAUCCUACCCAAAAGUCAAACUUCUCACUGAAGGCCGCUGCUCAUUGGCAUCAUGGCCCUCCGUUUCCGAAUGCAAUGGACAACAGUCCUCCUUGAUCUAGUAAUCACUUCAUCAUGCUGUUGCCGACUUGAUUUUUUUUCUCACCACUUUCAACUCCUUGCUGUUCAUUUCUUAUCAACGGAAUCAAACAAGCACUUUUUUUUAACAAAUCAUUGGAAACGACAACAACCCAUUCAAAUUGCAUAUGUGAUAAAAGUGAUUAUUAUGAUGAUGAUUAUUAAUAUUAUUUUAAGAGGAGAAAACUGUGAAAGAGGGUUGGGUGGGAGGGAGGGUGGGAGGGAGGGAGGGCGGCAGAGCGGGUUGGAUGAUUGUUUCAUGGGGUUAGAUAGGGGUUGACUAGGCAUGACCAUGGGCAUUUAGAUGUAUAUUGUUGCUUUUAUUUUUUCCAAGGGUAGAAGGGAGGGGUGGGGGAUUUCUUUUGUCCUUUAUUGUUUUGAUGGUUUGUCGGGUGAUGUAAAAAGAUGAUUUGCCAUAAUUUUGUUAUACAAUAUUCUGAGAGUACCUCUUUUGUAUUUAAGUUGUUCUGUGAGAGGGGCUGAUAUGCUGGAACCUUUUUUUUUUUUUCAAACCCUCUGGGGAUGAUGGAUGCAUACCCAAACCCUUUUUAUUUAUUCUCAACUAGCCACAGCAGAACUCAGUAGCAGAUAUUUUUGGCAAGUAAUCACCGGACCUACACCCCUAUUCCCCUCUUUUUACUUUUUUUUUAAACCCCACAGUUUAAAUAAUUGCAAACUGGCUUCAGUGAUACAACCUGAAAAGUUAAGGUAUACCCCCCCACCCCCACCCCAAAAUGCAGUCCUGCACUCACAAGAAUAAACAAUGGCCUUCUUUGUCUUCCAUGGCUAAAGCCAUUCUACCCCGGCAGCCAGGGUUGAUAUUUAAUUUAGUUCAUUUCCUGUGAGCCGUACCCCCCUUCCUUUUCCUAUGUCUGUGAGCUCCACAGCCAAGAGACUUUGAAGCUGCUCAGAUCGCAGGGAACAAAGACUGACUGACUGGCCACUUCACUCGAAACACACACUAUGCUUUUAAAAGAGAGGAAAAAAAAGAGUGGGUGAGAUGGAGAUAAAAAAAGACAAUAGGAUUGACCUAAAUAUACCUCAUAUCACUAAAGCGUAAGAAAGCAGGGACACGCGUUUCAUGUAUUUAGUGGAAAUAUUUGUAGUAUAGGUUUGACAUAUUGUAUAAUCAUUUAACACCGCCUGUGUUUACAAUUAUAGAGAGCAAUUGACUCGUCAAAAUGCAAAUGUAUUAUCUUAUUUCUUUUUUCUUUUUUUUUUGUCUGUAAAAGCAUUCACACCAAGCAGUGUUGCAUUCUAGAUGCCUGAUAGAACGUUCAUUUUUUUCAUGUUAUAUCCCUUAUUUUUGUUACUUGCCAUAAUGUGUUUUGAUAUGAUCUCUAGAAGGAUAUUGUUUACAAAAUGUACAAAAACACUAAAAAUGUGUGUUCUCUCUCUC
This is a messenger RNA of Myripristis murdjan (pinecone soldierfish), 5204 nucleotides long. It is a transcript of the gene znf281b, whose product is annotated as zinc finger protein 281b. The coding region runs from base 207 to 2762 and encodes 851 amino acids. The transcript has 7 exons. Lineage: Eukaryota; Metazoa; Chordata; Actinopteri; Holocentriformes; Holocentridae. Gene Ontology annotation, biological process: regulation of transcription by RNA polymerase II. The record is from RefSeq and is a predicted model, not a curated record. Gene Ontology annotation, molecular function: RNA polymerase II cis-regulatory region sequence-specific DNA binding; DNA-binding transcription factor activity, RNA polymerase II-specific.